AUGUCUCCAGUCGAGAGACAGGACUUGACCGGCAAUACCCGCGACCUCUUUGAGAACCUUUCGCUCAACCGGCCCCCUCAGAAUACUGGUCACCGACCAGCUCCGGCUCCGCCCCGCCCGGACAACGCCCAGAAGUUCCCGCCCAGCAGUCGCGCACCACAGCGGGAUCCCUCAAGACGCCGUGAGCAGGAUCCUUUUGAUAUUUUCGCCGAUCCUCCCAACAAGGCCACUAGCAGCGCAGCGACCAAACCCACUAGAGAAACUAGAGAUAGAGAAAGGCAAAGAGAGCGGAGACCGCAGCGCCGAAACUCGGAGUCGUCUAUCAUGGAAAAGACCCCCAAGCUCCUCGAUACUGAAGAAGAAAGACGGCGCCGCGAAAGGCGACGACGUGAGCGGGAAGGCCGCCCCAAGGAUGGCAAAUCUCGCUCAAAGAAGGCCAAUUACCAACUCGACAUUAUUGAUAAACUCGAUGUGACCAGCAUCUACGGCACAGGAAUGUUCCACCACGACGGACCGUUCGAUGCUUGCAACCCGAAUCGCAACCGUAAGGGACUGCGCACUGCGCCCAUGCAGGCCUUCCCCAAGGAUUCUUCCAACAUGGCCUUGGGAGGCGCCGGACCGGUCAACAAGAAUAUCGAUUUGAAUCUUUUCAAUGGCACCAUGACGGAGGGAUACAAUGAUUUCGCCUCUAGCGGCUUGGAGCGCAGAGCUGAAACAGUUAACUUUGAUCCCACCAGUCGCAUCGAACCCGUUCACGGAUCGGAGAGUAUGGGACUGGGAACCAGCACUUUCUUGGACGGUGCUCCCGCCAGUCGUUCCGCCAUGCAGCGUCGUGUCAGCGAGAAUGAGACUGGAAUCCAGAAUGGAGGAGGGGGUCUGCAGCGCAAGAAAAGUUUGGCGCAAAGACUCCGUGGAAUGAACAGGCCUCCUCCUGGCCGCAUGAUCUCGCCCGAGCCCUCGACUCCCGUCCAAGCUAGCUCCAGCCACUCUGGCUCCAACCGCCCCAACGAAAAGAACCCUUUCUUCCAGGACUAUGAUGACGCAUGGGAUCAGAAGGGUGCCCGGAUCAAUGUUGCUGAAGAAUCGCGUGAGCCUGGACGCGCCCGAUCUGCUAGCAGCCCUAAGCAGAGAACAAUUGAACGGAGAUUCACCGAUGAGCGCUCUUACGAUGAAGCCAAGAACAACAACAGCGGAUUCCUCAACCGCAUGAAGAGUUUGAGGAAACCCAAGCCUGAGAGACGUACCAGUGAAGAUUGA
Aspergillus wentii DTO 134E9 is the source of this 1257-nucleotide messenger RNA. RefSeq names its product Pal1 family protein. Bases 1 to 1257 code for a protein of 418 amino acids. The transcript is spliced from 3 exons. Gene Ontology annotation, cellular component: cytoplasm. The record is from RefSeq and is a predicted model, not a curated record. Lineage: Eukaryota; Fungi; Ascomycota; Eurotiomycetes; Eurotiales; Aspergillaceae.